CAGUCCAAAAAGGCAAAUGGGCUCCCUCCUCCAAGGGGCUCGCUUGGCGCGAGGUGCUAGCCCCAUAUCUGCCAUGCAAAACGAGGGAGCUUUAUGAAGGAAUCCGUCUUGUAAAGCCAUUGGUCCUGGUCAUCCGCCUCUACCCAAUGCUUUCGUGAUGCUGCCGCUGAUCUAUUUGGGAAGUUGGCUGGCUGGCGAGGCAGAGCCUCUCCUCAAAGCCUGGCUCCCACGGAAAAUAUGCUCAGAGCAGCGGCGCGCGUGAAUGCAAACGCCGCCGGGCGCUUCUAGUCGGGCAAAAUGCAGCCGAGAACUCCGCUGGUCCUGUGCCUUCUCCUGUCCCAGGUGCUGCUGCUAACAUCUGCGGAAGCUUUGGAUUGCACUCCUGGAUUUCAGCAGAAAGUGUUCCGUAUUGAACAACCAGCUGAGUUCAUUGAGGACCAGUGGAUUCUAAACUUGACCUUCAGUGACUGUAAGGGAAAUGACAAGCUGCGCUAUGAGGUCUCAAGCCCAUACUUCAAGGUGAACAGCGAUGGCAGUUUAGUCGCCCUGAGAAAUGUCACUGCAGUGGGCAGGACUCUAUUCAUCCACGCACGGACACCCCAUGCAGAAGACAUGGCAGAACUCAUGAUCGUCGGAGGGAAAGACAUCCAGGGCUCCCUGCAGGAUAUAUUUAAAUUUGCAAGAACUUCUCCAGUCCCAAGACAAAAGAGGUCCAUUGUGGUAUCUCCGAUUUUAAUUCCAGAGAACCAGAGACAACCUUUCCCAAGAGAUGUUGGCAAGGUAGUGGAUAGUGACAGACCAGAAGGGUCCAAGUUCCGGCUCACUGGCAAGGGAGUGGAUCAAGAGCCUAAAGGAAUUUUCAGGAUCAAUGAGAACACUGGCAGUGUCUCGGUGACACGGACCCUGGACCGGGAAACGAUUGCUACUUACCAACUAUUUGUGGAGACGACUGACGUCACUGGCAGAACUCUUGAGGGGCCGGUGCCUCUGGAAAUAAUCGUGAUUGAUCAGAAUGACAACAGGCCAAUCUUCCGGGAAGGCCCCUACAUCGGCCACGUCAUGGAGGGCUCACCGACAGGGACCACGGUGAUGCGGAUGACAGCCUUUGACGCGGACGACCCCGCCACCGACAAUGCCCUGCUGCGGUACAAUAUCCGUCAGCAGACGCCUGACAAGCCGUCGCCCAACAUGUUCUACAUCGAUCCUGAGAAAGGCGACAUUGUCACCGUCGUGUCACCUGCGCUGCUGGACCGGGAGACGCUGGAAAACCCCAAGUAUGAACUUAUCAUCGAGGCCCAAGACAUGGCAGGACUGGACGUUGGGUUAACAGGCACUGCCACGGCCACCAUCAUGAUUGAUGACAAAAAUGAUCACUCACCAAAGUUCACCCAGAAGGAGUUUCAAGCCACAGUGGAGGAAGGAGUUGUGGGAGUGAUCGUCAAUCUGACGGUUGAAGACAAGGACGAUCCCGCCACUGGUGCAUGGCGAGCCGCCUAUACCAUCAUCAACGGAAACCCUGGGCAGAGCUUUGAAAUCCACACCAACCCUCAAACCAACGAGGGGAUGCUUUCUGUCAUCAAGCCUCUGGACUAUGAAAUCUCUGCCUUCCACACGCUGCUGAUCAAAGUGGAGAACGAGGACCCACUGGUCCCCGACGUCUCCUACGGCCCCAGCUCCACGGCGACCGUCCACAUCACCGUCCUGGACGUCAACGAGGGUCCCGUCUUCUACCCAGACCCCAUGAUGGUGAGCAGGCAGGAGAACAUCUCCAUAGGCAGCGUGCUGCUGACUGUGAACGCCACGGACCCCGACUCCCUGCAGCAUCAGACCAUCAGGUACUCUGUCUACAAGGACCCAGCAGGCUGGCUGAACAUCAACCCCAUCAAUGGGACUGUGGACACCGUGGCCGUGUUGGACCGCGAGUCCCCGUUCGUCCACAACAGCGUGUACACUGCGCUCUUCCUGGCCACUGACAGCGGCAGCCCUCCUGCGACUGGGACAGGAACACUGCUGAUCACCCUGGAAGACGUGAACGACAACGCACCCUUCAUCUACCCCACCGUGGCUGAAGUCUGCGACGACGCCAAAAACCUCAGUGUGGUCAUCUUAGGAGCCUCAGAUAAGGAUCUUCACCCAAACACAGACCCGUUCAAGUUUGAACUCCACAAGCAGGCUGUCCCCGACAAAGUGUGGAAGAUCUCCAAGAUCAACAGUACGCACGCCCUGGUAAGCCUCCUUCAAAAUCUGAACAGAGCCAACUACAAUCUGCCCGUCAUGGUGACAGAUUCAGGGAAGCCGCCCAUGACGAACAUCACAGACCUUAGGGUGCACGUGUGUUCCUGCAAGAACUCCAAAGUGGACUGCAAUGUGGCGGGGGCCCUGCGCACCAGCCUGACCUCCGUCCUGCUCAUGGCCCUCUUCGGUUUCGCGUGUCUGUGAGAACUCCUGGCAUCUGCAGCUUUACUACCGAGUUUCCAUAGCAACGGGGAAAAGGAGAAGAAAAUCCAAAUCUGAAGACUGCCAUUUCCAGGGGUCGAACUUC
Molecule: messenger RNA, 2542 nt
Organism: Orycteropus afer afer
Lineage: Eukaryota; Metazoa; Chordata; Mammalia; Tubulidentata; Orycteropodidae
Source: RefSeq, a predicted model, not a curated record